AUGGGUAGACGAGAUUAUACAACAACAAAACAAAAAGUGGCUGAUCAACCUCGAUAUAUUACCAUGGCAUUUUACAAGUUUCAUGACAUUCCAGCAUCUACUUUACCAGAGUUACGAUCAACACUCUUACAGGAUUUGGGAGCACUUGGUGUGGUAGGUCGGAUCUAUAUUUCCACUGAAGGUAUCAACGCUCAAAUGUCAUGUCCUGAUCAUGGUGUGGAAGCACUUCGAGAUUAUUGUACCUCUUCUAUUGCACCUCUCUUGGGCGGCGAACUGAUGGAUUUGAAUAUAGCAACACAAGGUGAUAGUGCUGCUUUUCGUGCACUACAUGUACGUAUCCGAAAACAAUUGGUAGCAGAUGGUUUGGACCCUACAACCUAUGAUUUGAAGAAUACUCCCUCACAUCUUUCUCCCAAGGAUUGGCAUGAAAAAUUGGUCAAUUACAAGGAAAUACAUGGUAAGGAGCCAGUGUUGAUUGAUAUGCGAAAUCAUUAUGAAAGUAAUAUUGGAUUCUUUGAAGGCGCUAUUCGACCGGAUGCUGAUACUUUCAGGGACAGUAUCACAGCCAUGAAUGAAAUAUGUAAGGACCUACCACGAGAUCAAGAAAUAUUUAUGUAUUGUACAGGAGGAAUUCGAUGCUCAAAAGCUGGUGCUAUUCUUCAAUCACAAUCUGGAUUUGACAAGGUACAUCUGGUGGAAGGUGGAAUCACAGCAUAUGGACGAUGGAUUCAAGAUCAAGAACACUUACAAUCGAUUUUCCGAGGCAAAAAUUUUACAUUUGAUGGACGCAUGGGGGAAACGAUUACGGAUGAAAUCACUGGUACCCAAUGUCAUAUUUGUCCAGUUUUGGUUGAUGGUGUACGUGCUUAUGUGAAGGAAGGACAUACAUUGGAGGAAAGCAAACGACAUGAUCGUGUGGUGAUUGGUACUAGUGGCAAAGCUUGUGAACAUGAAUAUCAUCGUCGAACUCGCGCUAUCGAGGUUCUUGGGCAACCUGGUCAAGUAUUACAAGAAUGGGCCAAGGCUGGAAGACAAUUACCCCCUUCUCCCACUACGUCGUCAUAA
Molecule: messenger RNA, 1065 nt
Organism: Halteromyces radiatus
Lineage: Eukaryota; Fungi; Mucoromycota; Mucoromycetes; Mucorales; Cunninghamellaceae
Product: Rhodanese-like domain-containing protein
Exons: 3
Coding region: 1-1065 (354 amino acids)
Source: RefSeq, a predicted model, not a curated record